This is a messenger RNA of Meloidogyne enterolobii, 3922 nucleotides long. The record is from the annotation of a GenBank genome assembly. Lineage: Eukaryota; Metazoa; Nematoda; Chromadorea; Rhabditida; Meloidogynidae.
UAGAAAAUUAAAAAGUGAGUAUAGAGGGUUUGAACACAAAAAUUGUUCUGUUGGGAAUAAAUUUAACUUGCUUCAAAUUUUCUUUUUUCUUCGAAUGGACAACGAACACAAUCAUCAAAAACAACAAAAAAUAUUAACAAAAGAACAACAAGAAAAACAUAAAAAUGAAAUUAAUGUUUGUUCUGUUAAAAAUUCUGAAGAGAAAAUAAAAGAAAAUGAAGAAUUAAUACAACCUCUACAUGUUGAAAUACCUGAAAAUCAACCACAGAAAAUUAUAAUUGAUAAACAAUGUAGCGAAGAGGAAAGAAUUAGUAAAACUCCCCAUCAUUUAUUAAAUUCUAAACAACAAGGAAGGAAUAAAGAAAUUAAACAGCCUCUAUUGCUUCAACAGCAUUCACCUAAAUUUAAGCAAAAUUGUUCUUUAUCUACCGGUUGUUGUCCUUGCUGUACAAAUACACAAAAUGAAAUUACUUCAUUUACACCUCCUCCAAAUUUAACAACGGUAGCCGACCGUUUUGUUCUUCAGCAUUACAGUAAAGCUGGCAGUGGUGGAACAUUGCCCAUAAGUGGAAUUCCUCGUAAAAAGGCUCCCCAGCACAGACGAUUACGAAAAUAUGCGUCUGAGACAAGUUUUUGUUCAUCUCCUGGGAGUAGUUUUGGAAGUGUUGGGAGUGGUGCUAGCCUUUUGCAUCCAAGUCAGUGUCCUGGACGUAUUAGAACAGUUACUUUGAUGAAUGGACGUAGUAGAAAUUCUGGUGGAGAUUUGGGAUGUGAACGUGAAGUACGCACCGGUGCUCGUGUUUUUCAUGUUCGUCCAUCUGGUACCUCGUCUCAACAAUCAGCACAUUUAGCCUGUGCUGGCAGUAAUACAUUAAUUAAUCGAUUACAUCAUCAACGUCGUUGCCAACCACAACAACAACUUUCACAAUCUCCGCAAAGCCAAGAAAUUCGUAAAGAUUCGGGUGAUGAUGCUAGUUGUAGUUUAGGUAGUGGGAGUACACAAGGAAGUAAUAGCCAACAAACACCUUUAAGUCAAAGACGAAUACAAAUUAUUCAAAUGCAACAAAAACAACAACAUCCAUUCACUCCUUCUCAGCAACAACAACGAUUUAAAAUGCGUAGACCUAGAUCAACAGGCCAAAUAAUUAUUCAACAAAUACCAAAUUCUAAGAAGAAAUAUUCCGAAACACAAGAAUGUAAUUAUUCAAUAGAGCAAAACUCAGGCGGUUCUAGUUCAACUACCGCCGGACAAUCAGGGCCAGAUAACAACCAUCGUUGUCGAACAAUGAGUAGCGGAACACCUUAUACUAUUCAUCAAAAUCAUUCUUCUAAUUGUGUUGCCAACAAUAUUUCAGCAAUUAACAAUAACAAUAAUAAUAAAGGAAAUAAUUCGAGUGUCGGUUAUGAUCCUUCUUAUACAUCAGCCACAGUUUAUUCGACUGAUUCGAUUAUAAAUAUCCACUCAGCUUGUGGUCAACCAACAAAUCCUGAAACUGUUAGUGGUACAUGUACGGGGAGUGGGGCACCAAUGACGGCUGAUGCAAUUAUACCCGUAGAUCGUCGACCCUCAAACUAUUAUCUUUUUGAAGAUGAUAGUGCUCAUGAAUUCGACGACGAAGACGAGUUUGACAAUGUGACUUUGAUGUAUUCAAAACAUGAAAAAAUUCCAAUGAAAGAUUUUGGAUCUGAAAUCCGCGCAACAAUGGACAUUGACCACUUGUUAAAUAAAGCUGUAUUACUUUUGGAUUUGCAAGAAACUUCAUUAGAAGAAAUUUUUGCAAAAAUAAUUCAUGAAAUGGAUAUCCAAGAACCAGAAUUUACUAGCGAACAAGUUCGUUCUGUUCUUUUUACGCAAGAUGCUGGAAAUCAAUUUCACAUUUUGAGUCGAACAGUACAAAGCAUUUGCACAACUGGCACAGUUGGUGGAACUUUUGAUUAUGAUCAAACAUGGAUUUGUGCUCUUUGUAUGCUAAGUACUGUCCAGCACCGUCAUGUAGCUAUUGCUCGCCUUUCUCAUCCAACCAAUUUGGGCAGAACAAUGCAAGAUCUCCGUUUUAUUAUUAUUGUUAUUGCUCCAUCUAGAGCGAAAGGCACAAAGACAGCAUUAGAAACAACAAGAACAUUUGCCACACUUUUUGCUGAUAUGGAUAUUAGACAACGUCUUGUAAUGGCCCAUUCAGUUGAGGCAUUUAGAGCAACACUUUUGGAAGCAGCAAAAGAAUUAGCACUUGAACAAUCACAAUGGAGAGAAAGAAAAUCUUCGAUUCAUUUAAGUCAAGCAAAAGAACAAGUUUUUGGUCUAGGCAAAUUCUUUCCAUUUCGUGGUCUCAUAGAAGACUUUAAAAUGCGCAAAAAGCAUUAUAUUUCUGACUAUUUAGAUGGUUUAAGAGGUCAUCGUACAAUGCAAAAAAUGUUUUCUUCAAUUAUUUUUCUUUAUUUUGCUUGUCUUCUUCCCGCAAUUGCUUUUGGUGUGCUCAAUGAUGAUAAUACGGGUGGUAGAAUUAAUGUUAGAAAAGGAAUACUUGCUCAGGCAAUCGGAGGAGUUUUCUUUGCUGCUUUUGGUGGCCAACCAAUGAUUAUUUUAUUAACAACUGUCCCUCUAGCAAUAUAUAUUAAAGUAAUAUAUAGGAUAUCAGAAUCCCUUGGUUAUGAUUUUUUCGCAAUGUAUGCUUGUGUUGGCCUUUGGUGUCAAUUUUUUCUAGUUAUUUACGCAGCUACUGAACUUUGUAGUUUAAUGAAAUUGGCAACAAGAUCAGCAGAAGAAAUGUUUUCACUUUUUAUAGCUAUUGCUUUUGCUGUUGAAAGUGUUAGAGCAAUUCAUACAAGUUUCAUCGAUAACUAUCUAAGCUGUAUUGACACAACAUCAGUUGCUCAACCUCAAAACUUUUCUUUAUUAAACCAAAAAAUAUUAACAAAUACAACAGAAUUAAUCUAUCCACAGAUUGAAAAUGGUUGUAAUAGAGAUACUUUUAUUCUUUAUCUUCUUUUAAUGUUUGGAACAUUAUGGGUUGCCCUGUUUCUUUAUAACUUUAGAAAAACUCCUUAUUUGACACGAUCAAGGCGUGAAUGGCUUGCUGACUAUGCAUUACCUGCUUCUGUUCUUAUAAUGUCAUUUCUUGGAGAACAUACAUUUUCUAAAAUUGAUAAAGAUAUUUUUCAUAUGAGGGCAGAUGUUUCUCUUCUUAAAAUUCCCGAAUUUUGGCGCCUCUCUUGGCAGGCUAUUUUUGUUUGCUUCAUUCUUGGCUUUUUCCUCUCUUUUCUUUUUUAUAUGGAUCAAAAUAUUUGUUCAGCUAUUGUUAAUAAUAAUCAAAAUAAAUUAAAGAAGGGAAGUGCUCAACAUUUAGAUUUACUUGUUGUUUCUAUUUUAAACAUGUUCCUCUCUGUUAUGGGACUUCCAUGGAUGCAUGGAGCUUUACCUCAUUCUCCACUUCAUGUUAGAGCAUUGGCUGAUGUAGAGGAAAGAGUAGCUCAAGGACAUGUACAUGAAGUAAUAAUGAAUGUAAGAGAAACUCGACUAGCAACAUUAAUAGCUCAUAUAUUAAUCCUUGCUUCGACGUUUUUUCUUCUACCAUCACCCUUACAAUCUAUUCCCACUUCUGUAUUACACGGCCUUUUCCUUUAUAUGGCAUUCACUUCAUUGUCAGGCAAUGAAAUGGUUGAAAGAUUGUUAUUACUUAUUACUGAACAGCAAGCAUACCCUCCAACUCAUUACAUUCGUCGAGUACCACAACGUAAAGUUCAUUUAUUUACAACUUGCCAACUCAUUCAAUUAAUUAUUCUUUGUGCUGUUGGUUUUAGCCCUUAUCCUUUCAUAGAAAUGGUCUUUCCAAUUGUUUGUUUUUGCUUCUUGCCAAUUCGACACAUUCUAAUACCUCGAAUUAUUGACUACAAAUAUUUGGAUGCUUUGGAUGGUCGACAUUAA